Molecule: messenger RNA, 2989 nt
Organism: Xenia sp. Carnegie-2017
Lineage: Eukaryota; Metazoa; Cnidaria; Anthozoa; Malacalcyonacea; Xeniidae
Product: protein mono-ADP-ribosyltransferase PARP14-like
Exons: 10
Coding region: 52-2541 (829 amino acids)
Biological process (GO): negative regulation of gene expression
Cellular component (GO): cytoplasm; nucleus
Molecular function (GO): transcription corepressor activity; NAD+ poly-ADP-ribosyltransferase activity
Source: RefSeq, a predicted model, not a curated record
ACUGAACUCGCGAAUCCAGAUAACAUCUGGAUUAUUUGUGAAGAAUCUAAGAUGAAGGAUGCCGAACAAGAUUUGAGAAAUUUAAUUGCCGAAAAUGAAAUUGACAACGGCGUCUUUAAACCAGUGAUAUCCGCAAAAGUUCGUUUCCUACAAGAACAUCGUUGGGACAGAAUCAUGAACAAAAUGCAGGAAUUGAAAAAUGAAGGAGUUGAUGUUGAAAAAACUGCCGAUACAAAUUCACUUCGAGUGAAGGGAACUCCAAAAGGAAAAAAGAAAAUGAUAGAAUAUCUUGAUAAGAAGGCAGGGGGAAUUAAUUCAAAGACCUUCCCGCUUUCCAAACCGGGAAUGAAGAAACAAAUGAGUUCGGAUGCAACAAAUGCCAUCAUUAGUGGAAUUGAAAAAAAACAUAACUGUGUGAUUGAGAAAAUUAUGGCUCACGAUCUUGACGAAGCCAAAGAUGAUUUCGCUGUUGCUGAGGAUGAUCAUAAGCCGGAUGGGAAAUCAUCAAUGAAUCUUCCAUUCGAUUCUAUGUCUUACGUUAAUGAUAAAGUUGUAAAAAUGACUUCCGGUCAAAGAAUCACCAUAGCUGUUGGUGACAUUGCAAAAGAAAAGGUUGAUGUUAUUGUCAAUAGUACAAAUGAAAAAAUGGAUUUAAAUGCGAAUCCUGUUGGAAAGGCUUUACUUAAAGUUGCGGGGACGACUUUUGGAGGAAUGCAAGAAAAUUGGAAAAUGACUGCAGGUUCUCAGGUCUAUAGUAAAGAAUUGUGUCACGAAAAGCGAAAGCCAAAACUUCCAUUCGAUUGCAUUUCCGCCAUUGGAACUGGAAAUUUGAAAUUCCCACGGUCGGAGGUUGUUAAAAUCUUUUUUGAAGAAGUCACUUCUUAUUUUACUGUGAAUCCUCAAUCGAAAGUUAAUAAUGUUCGAUUCGUGGCGUACGGUGGAGAUAAAGAAACCGUUGAUGCAUUCUUAGGUGCUGUGGAAGAGAUGAAGCCUAUUUUAUCAGCAACUAAAACAAAUAUUCCAUCACACGAUCUGGGUUUUCCUGGCCAAUCACAAUCUGAAUUUGUACAAUCCUUUACACCAAGUAGCGCAACAACAAGUGAAAACCCAGACGGUAGCCUAGAGGUCGCCAAGGCUUUGGUCAAAGCUGGUGGUGAUAAAAUCGAAGAGGAAUGCAAAGCCCUUGGAACAGCCCCUCUGUUUUCAACACAGUAUACUGGUGCUGGAAAGUUGUUAGUUAAUCAAAUUGCUCAUGUCAUAGGCCCUGGAACACCCAGCUAUCAAGAGCUGAAGAAAUGUCUCGACAAUUUUUUCGAUGAUUUGUCAGGAAAAGGCAUUACAGAUGUAUCCUUUUCUGCCAUCGGUGCCGGUGCAAUGGGUUUCUCGGAAAGGGAAUCUGUGACUUUGAUAUUCGAUAAUAUAAGCCGAAUGGCCCUUAGCAAAAAUCCAACUCUUAAUUUGGUUCGCAUCGUGAUAUUUGAGACGGGAAAGUUUGAUCAAUUUAAAGAUGCAACGAAAACAUAUUUUUCAUCUAAACCAGACGCAAGAAGCAAUCCAAAAAGAAGUAUUGAAAGUUUUAAUGUUUUUCGUUCGAAGACAUUUGGUAAAUCAAAGAUUAAGGUAAAUGCUCCUGAAGCGAGUGGUUUGUCAGUCAAGAUAUUUUCCGAUGACAUGGAGUUUGUUGACAGUGCUUGGUCAGACUUUUUAAAGAGAAUGGAAGAAAAUAUCGUAGAGCAUAACAUUCGUAACGAAACUAUCAAAAAAUUUGGUGAGAGUGAAACGAAAAAAAUUUCUGAAGUAGAGCGUAACUUUGAUGUCACAAUUAAGGUAGACUUUACCAAAGGAGAGGCCUGUAUUAAUGGUCAUGUUUUAGAUAUCCCUGAAAUUAUCGCUGCAUUGGGCGAUAUGUUUAAAGAAAUUGAAGAAAAAGAAAACAGCAAAGUUCCUGACUAUUGGGAAACCCCUCCAGACGAUAAUGUAUAUCAUGCAUUCGAACUUCAACCUAAGAGUGAUGAAUAUAUGAAGGUGAAAAACGCAUUUGACAAAACGGCAAGCAAGGAAAUAGUGAAGAUUGAAAGAAUACAAAACCAGGGUAUAUAUGAGCUGUAUAAUGUAAAACGUAAGGCUAUGAAAGAAAAAUAUGGCAACGCAGAUUUUCCAGAUAAAGAGAAAUAUCUCUUUCAUGGUACUUCGAAGGAUAAUGUUGAAAAAAUUAAUUCAGGUGGACUGAACAGAAGCUUUGCUGUAAUACAUGCCACCGCUUUUGGUAAAGGUGUUUAUUUUGUACGAGAUGCCAGCUAUUCCCUUGGGGAAACAUAUUCUCCAAAAGAUGCAAAUGGAUUACGUUAUAUGUACUACGCUAGAGUUUUGGUUGGUGACUACGCUAAGGGUAAUUGUACCAUGUUGAUUCCACCAUCAAAAAACACCGCAGAUCCAAACGAAACCUAUGAUUCUGUUGUCAACGACACCAAAGAUCCUUCAAUAUUUGUCAUGUUUAAAGAUUACCAGUAUUAUACUGAAUAUCUUAUUACUUUUAAGUAACUUAAGUCAAUUAUUUUAAGAUGCACGAAAUUUUUCUUCUUUCGAUCAUGUAUUUAUUCAAAAUGUCUCAAUGAACAAUUGCAUGUGAAGUAGGGAUCAUAAUAAAAUGUCCAACAUAAUCAAUGAGUUAUUUUAUUGUAGAAAUGAAAAAUUCAUUGCACCAAAAGCUGUUUAGUAACAGUAAUUAUUGAAUUAUCGUAUUUACGUUUAAUCAAUGCACUUAUCGUAAAGGUUGACUAAGCUGGGAUUAAGUCCCACCAAUAAAUUUCCUGCACAUGAUUUAUUGAUUCUGAUGUAUUUUAGUUCCACUGACUUUGCUCAACGUUUUUUGCCUAUAUUCAAACAUUCACUUAGAGAAGUAUUUGUAUUGUGUUUUAUAUUUUCUGCACUUCUUACUUCGACAAUGUAUAUUCCAAUUAAAAAAAUGCUCAAGUGUUGAGAUUUUUUA